Daucus carota subsp. sativus is the source of this 1656-nucleotide messenger RNA. RefSeq names its product cyclin-T1-4-like. The transcript has 7 exons. The coding region runs from base 266 to 1387 and encodes 373 amino acids. NCBI's taxonomy places the organism in Eukaryota, Viridiplantae, Streptophyta, Magnoliopsida, Apiales, Apiaceae. Gene Ontology annotation, biological process: positive regulation of DNA-templated transcription, elongation; regulation of transcription by RNA polymerase II. Gene Ontology annotation, cellular component: nucleus; cyclin/CDK positive transcription elongation factor complex. The record is from RefSeq and is a predicted model, not a curated record. Gene Ontology annotation, molecular function: cyclin-dependent protein serine/threonine kinase activator activity.
UUAUUCGGAUUUAAUACCUAACUGAAGACGCUCCUCGUUCACGCGAUACAUGUGUAUAUCCUCUCGAUUUACUUAUUCCCUUUAAACCAACUGAGCCCAUCUCUCUUUUCUUUGUUCUGUUGAAAAUAUACGUGUAUAUCUAUCUCUAUAUUAUAUAUCGUCAUAAGUUCCCUUCAAAUCCUGAACCUAAGUAAACUUCUCUUCAAAGUUGCGAUUAACACUUCUUAGAUCUCGAAUACUUCACAACCAGGCUAUCUGCAAAACCAUGGCUCUUGCGCAAAAUUAUAGGUCUCAAGCUGGACCCUUUCGUGGUGACCGCAGGCCUUCUUUUAAUAGAAAUCACCAUCAUUUGAGUACCAACAUGGCACCUGCUAUUAACAACAGCUACAAUGUCCCUGGCAACUUUGUAUUCAACUAUGAUUAUUCUUAUGAUAACCCAAGAAAUUUCAGGGAGCAUAGCAAUUACAGUAAAUAUGCCGAGGCUAAUGCACCUGCUAUGAAAAGGAGAAAAACUUCCACUUCUGGCUGGGAAAGUAAUAUGAGACCGUAUAUCCAACCUUAUAUUUAUGAAAAUGGUCCUUCAGCAAACAGGAACAGUUCUGUUAGUAUGGGAGGUACAAGACCUCAUGCAGAUCAACCUCCUAGCUGUAAACGUGACCGUUCAAGUUUUGAAGAUGAGGAUUUGGUGUUUAUGUCGAGGGAUGAAAUUGAGAGAUGCUCCCCUUCAAGGAAAGAUGGAAUCGAUGCACUUCAAGAGACCCGCCUGCGAUAUUCAUAUUGCAAUUUCCUUCAGAAUCUUGGAAUUCAGCUAGAAAUACCGCAAACUACUAUCGGAACUGCUAUGGUCCUGUGCCACCGUUUUUUUGUUCGAAAGUCUCAUGCGUGCCAUGAUAGAUUUCUUAUAUCUACUGCUGCUCUUUUCCUUGCUGCAAAGAGUGAAGAGACAGCAUGCCCACUGAACAACGUAUUGAGAGCUUCAAUGGAAAUUCUUCAUAACCAGGACUUUGAUCUACUCUUGUACCGUUUUCCAGUUGGCUGGUUCGAACAGUACCGCGAAAGAGUGAUCGAGGCUGAGCAAAUAAUAUUGACAACUCUGAAUUUUGAGCUGAAUGUGCAGCAUCCAUAUGCCUCUCUUACAUCUACACUUGAUAAAUUGGGCCUGUCCCAAUCAUUUUUGGUGAAUCUGGCACUUAGCUUGGUUAGCGAGGGGCUUCGGAGCUCUCUUUGGCUACAGUUCAAACCUCACCAGAUAGCUGCUGGCGCUGCGUAUCUUGCUGCAAAAUCUAUGAACAUGGAUCUUACUUCGUCGCAAAAUGUGUGGCAGGAGUUCCAGACACCGCCCUCUGUACUUAAAGAUGUCGUGCAGCAAUUAAUGGAGCUCUUUUAGAUGGUAUGGAGGACAAAGUGUAUCGCACUUGUGUUCUUUGGGUAUAUGUUAGUGCAGUAUAUCAUUCAUAUACGAGAUGUACUUUCUGAGAUCGUCAUGAUUAGGUGCAUGUAAAGACUAUGCAUGAGAGUGUGUAAGAGAUGCUUAGUACUGAUUGUAGAUUAUUUCCAUCUGUGCUCAAGAGAGUUCAAGAGAUGUUCCUACUAUUGUAGAAAAUUUCAAUAUAUAAUACAUGUUGGAGUGAAUGAAGGAUGAACUUUGUUCGGAAA